Molecule: messenger RNA, 827 nt
Organism: Rana temporaria (common frog)
Lineage: Eukaryota; Metazoa; Chordata; Amphibia; Anura; Ranidae
Gene: GLCE
Product: glucuronic acid epimerase
Exons: 2
Coding region: 27-827 (266 amino acids)
Biological process (GO): heparan sulfate proteoglycan biosynthetic process
Cellular component (GO): Golgi apparatus
Molecular function (GO): heparosan-N-sulfate-glucuronate 5-epimerase activity
Source: RefSeq, a predicted model, not a curated record
UCCUUCCUCCUAGGUAUGGUGUGAACAUGCGUUGCUUGGCAGCUCGUGUCAACUAUAAGACACUCAUCUUCAUCUGCUCUCUCUUCACGUUGGUGACGGUCUUACUGUGGAACAAAUGCAAUGACCAUCAGUCCACCCUUCCAUGGGGGCCGGAAUCCGGCCUGCGGGCCGACAGUCUAGAGAAGCGAGCGGCGGCUUCAGAAAGCAACCCCGCCAAUGGGCAGCCCAGAUCCGAGGAGGCCUCCCCCCAGGAGCAGCAGAAGGCACCGCCUCUGGUGGGCAGUAAAGGCACAGGACCCAAGCAUGAGGAGAUAGACUGUGUGAUCAACGAAGAUCAAACCAUUAGGUGCCGGAAAGAGGGCAAUGAGGUGUACAUGCCCUGGUCGUGGGUGGAGAAAUAUUUUGAGGUCUAUGGGAAGAUUGCCCAGUAUGAUGGAUUUGAGAGAUUUGAGUUUUCUCACAGCUACUCCAAAGUCUAUGCGCAACGAGGCCCAUACAAUCCAGACGGGGUCUUCAUGUCUUUUGAGGGGUAUAAUGUCGAAGUCCGAGAUCGAGUGAAAUGCAUCAGUGGCGUAGAAGGGGUUCCCUUGUCUACCCAGUGGGGUCCGCAGGGAUAUUUCUACCCAAUCCAGAUCGCCCAGUAUGGGUUGAGUCACUACAGCAAGAACCUGACGGAGAAGCCCCCCCAUGUGGAGAUGUAUGAGAAGGCGGACGAGAAGAGUGAAGGGGCGCUCGGGACGUGGUCCGUGCCUAAAGGAGCUUCUGUGACCACCGUCUACGACAAGACCAAAGGGAGUCAUGUCAGGAAUUUCGUGGUUCCAGGUUAG